Molecule: messenger RNA, 1111 nt
Organism: Apaloderma vittatum (bar-tailed trogon)
Lineage: Eukaryota; Metazoa; Chordata; Aves; Trogoniformes; Trogonidae
Product: delta-1-pyrroline-5-carboxylate synthase-like
Exons: 7
Cellular component (GO): mitochondrion
Molecular function (GO): kinase activity; glutamate-5-semialdehyde dehydrogenase (NADP+) activity; ATP binding
Source: RefSeq, a predicted model, not a curated record
UCCUUGAUUUGCAGAAGGCAUCUCAGAAUGUUGUGUCGAGCUGCUUUGAGCCCUCGUGUCCGUUCCUCUGGAUGGUGUUUUAUGUUAUCGACACGUGCCAUCGCAGCUGUUCCCCGUUUAUAUGUCCCUCGCCACAACCCAAGAUUAAGGAAUGAAUCCAUCCGGUUUUGGAGCAACAUCCCGUUUAUCACCAUGCCACUCAGCCGUGCCCAUGGGAAGUCGUUUGCACACCGCAGUGAGCUGAAGCACGCCAAGCGCAUCGUGGUGAAGCUGGGCAGCGCCGUUGUGACUCGCGGCGAUGAGUGUGGCCUGGCUCUGGGGAGACUGGCAUCUAUUGUGGAGCAGGUGUCAAUGCUGCAAAAUCAGGGCCGAGAGAUGAUGAUUGUCACCAGUGGUGCUGUAGCAUUUGGAAAGCAGCGGUUGCGUCACGAGAUCUUGCUUUCUCAGAGUGUGAGGCAAGCACUUCAUUCAGGACAGAGUCAGCUAAAAGAUAUGGCUCUUCCAGUCCUGGAGGCUCGAGCCUGUGCAGCAGCUGGCCAGAGUGGACUAAUGGCUCUGUAUGAGGCGAUGUUUACGCAGUACAGCAUCUGUGCAGCUCAGAUUUUAGUCACCAACCUGGAUUUCCAUGAUGAACAGAAGCGUCGGAACUUGAAUGGAACGUUGCAUGAACUUUUAAGAAUGAACAUUGUCCCAAUAAUUAACACUAAUGAUGCUGUUGUUCCACCUCCAGAGCCGAACAGUGACCUGCAGGGGGUAAAUGUGAUUAGUGUGAAGGAUAACGACAGUCUAGCAGCACGACUGGCUGUGGAAAUGAAAACUGAUCUCCUCAUUGUUCUCUCAGAUGUAGAAGGACUCUUUGACAGCCCUCCCGGAUCUGAUGAUGCAAAACUCAUUGACAUAUUCUACCCAGGAGACCAACAGUCUGUAACAUUUGGAACCAAAUCUCGAGUGGGAAUGGGAGGCAUGGAAGCCAAGGUAGAAAUAUGGAACAUUUAUUUUGUUAUUGGGGAGGAAAGGGAGAUGUUGGAAGCAGAGCUAGAUGACUGUGCUGCUGUUCAGGUGGAUCUUGACAGACUGCAGGAAUGGGCAGACAGGAACCUGAUGGAGUUCA